GCAUGAUGACCUCAAGGAGAUGCUCGAUAGCAACAAGGAUUCGCUCAAGCUGGAGGCCAUGAAGAGGAUCGUGGCGAUGAUUGCCCGGGGAAAAAACGCCUCUGACCUCUUCCCAGCUGUGGUGAAAAAUGUCGCCUGCAAGAACAUUGAGGUGAAGAAGCUGGUGUAUGUCUACCUGGUGCGCUACGCAGAGGAGCAGCAGGAUCUGGCCUUGCUCUCCAUCUCCACCUUCCAGCGAGGACUCAAGGACCCCAACCAGCUAAUCCGCGCCAGCGCCUUGCGGGUCCUCUCUAGCAUCCGCGUGCCCAUCAUCGUGCCCAUCAUGAUGUUGGCCAUCAAGGAGGCCGCCUCAGACAUGUCCCCGUAUGUGCGCAAGACGGCGGCCCACGCCAUCCCCAAGCUGUACAGCCUCGACUCAGACCAGAAGGACCAGCUCAUUGAAGUGAUCGAGAAGCUGCUGGCAGACAAGACCACGCUGGUGGCCGGCAGCGUGGUGAUGGCAUUCGAGGAGGUCUGCCCAGAGCGCAUCGACCUCAUCCACAAGAACUACCGCAAGCUCUGCAACCUACUCAUUGACGUGGAGGAGUGGGGGCAGGUGGUCAUCAUCAACAUGCUGACCCGUUAUGCGCGCACCCAGUUCCUCAGCCCCAACCAGAAUGAGUCCUUGCUGGAAGAAAGCACCGAGAAAGCUUUCUACGGCUCCGAGGAGGAGGAUGCCAAGGACGCCAAGGCAGAGGCAGCCUCGUUGGCCAAACGCAAGCCCUACGUCAUGGACCCUGACCACCGCCUGCUCCUGCGCAACACCAAGCCCCUGCUGCAGAGCCGCAAUGCCGCAGUGGUGAUGGCCGUGGCACAGCUCUACUUCCACCUAGCACCCAAGGCGGAGGUUGGCGUCAUUGCCAAGGCGCUGGUGCGACUCCUGCGGAGUCACAGCGAGGUGCAGUAUGUCGUGCUGCAGAACGUGGCCACGAUGUCCAUCAAACGGCGGGGGAUGUUUGAGCCUUACCUGAAGAGCUUCUACAUCCGCUCCACAGACCCCACGCAGAUCAAGAUCCUCAAGCUGGAGGUCCUCACCAACCUGGCCAAUGAGACCAACAUCUCCACCAUCCUGCGGGAGUUCCAGACCUACAUCCGCAGCAUGGACAAGGACUUCGUGGCGGCCACCAUCCAAGCCAUCGGGCGCUGUGCUACCAACAUCGGGAAGGUGCGGGACACCUGUCUCAAUGGCCUGGUCCAGCUCCUCUCCAACCGGGAUGAGCUAGUGGUGGCUGAAUCCGUGGUGGUCAUCAAAAAGCUGCUGCAGAUGCAGCCGGCCCAGCACAGUGAGAUCAUCAAGCACAUGGCCAAGCUCACUGACAACAUCCAGGUGCCGAUGGCGCGGGCCAGCAUCUUGUGGCUCAUCGGCGAGUACUGUGAGCACGUGCCCAAGAUAGCGCCCGAUGUGCUGCGUAAGAUGGCCAAGUCCUUCACCAAUGAGGAGGACAUCGUCAAGCUGCAGGUCAUCAACCUGGCAGCUAAGCUCUACCUGACCAACUCCAAGCAGAGCAAGCUGCUGACCCAGUACGUCCUCAACUUGGCCAAGUAUGAUCAGAAUUAUGACAUCCGUGACCGGGCUCGCUUCAUCCGCCAGCUCAUCGUGCCCACUGAGAAGAGCGGAGCCCUCAACAAGUACGCCAAGAAGCUCUUCCUGGCCCAAAAACCUGCUCCCAUCUUGGAGUCCUCCUUCAAAGAUCGGGAUCAUUUCCAGCUGGGUUCCCUGUCCCACCUGCUCAAUGCUAAGGCUGUGGGCUACCAGGAGCUGCCUGACUGGCCAGACGAGGCCCCCGACCCCUCUGUGAGGAACGUGGAGGUUCCUGAGUGGACCAAGUGCACCAGCCGAGAGAAGAGGAAGGAGAAGGUGGAGAAACCUUUCUACUCCGACUCAGAGGGAGAGUCGGGGCCCACAGAGUCGGCAGACAGUGGUGAGGACCUGGUGGCAUGGCAGGGCAUCGGGCAGGGGUCACUGUGGCAGGGACAUCAGGCAGGUGCCACCACGACUCUAGCAGGCAGGAUGGGGAGAGCAGUGAAACCCGAAGAGGAGGAGGAGGAAGAGGAGGAGGAAGGCAGUGGGGAACAGUCAGAGGACAAGGAGGAGGAGGAGAAGAGGCCGAAGAGGAAGGAGAAGGAAGGGUCCCGGAAAGCAGCCCCGGGCAGCCCCAGCGAGGAAGAGGAGGAGGAGGAGGAGGGGGUGAAGAAGGCCAAGAAGAAGGCGGCACAGCAGGGCAGGAAGGGCCAUGCUGAGACCUCAUCAGAGGAGGCCAGCGCCUCCGAGAGCAGCUCCUCAGGCGGUUCUGAGGCAGAGGCCAAGCGGAAGAAGCCCCCCAGCAGCAGGGCCGGCCCCAAGGAGAUCUCCCUGCUUGACCUGGAUGACUUCACCCCUCCUCCUCCCCAGCCCAUCCCCUCCAGCAGCAUCGUCUCCACCAGCCUGGUGACUGACCUGGAGGGCCUCACGCUCACCGACACAUCCUUGGCACCUGCUAUGCUGAGCCCGGCGUUCAGCACAGUGAGAACCUACGAACUGCUGCAUCGCAUGGCAGGAGAGGGGCUCUCAGUUGAGUACUGCUUCAGCCGCCGCCCCUUCCCAGGGGACCCGCACAUGGUGGCCGUCCAGAUCCAGAUCUCCAACAACACUGACGCCGAGGUGAAGAGCCUGCGGGUCAGUGAGCCCAAGCCGCUCUCUGGCAUGCGGAUCCAGGAGUUCCCCGAGAUCGAGUGCCUGGCGCCUGGGGACACGGCCAGCGUGGUGAUGGGCAUUGACUUCUGCGACUCCACUCAGGCGGCCAACUUCCAGCUGUGCACCCACACGCGCCACUUCUACGUCUCCAUCCAGCCGCCUGUGGGGGAGCUCAUGGCCCCUGUCUUCAUGAGCGAGAACGAGUUCAAGAAGGAGCAGGGGAAGCUGACGGGCAUGAGCGAGAUCACAGAGAAGCUGACGCUGCCUGAGAAAUGCCGGAGCGACCAUGCCAUCGUCCAGCAAGUGACCUUGGCUGCCAACGUGGGCCGUGUGCCCUGUGGUGCCGACAACGAGUACAGGUUCGCGGCCAAGACAGUGACCAGCGGAAGCCUGGUGCUCAUCACCUUGGAGCGACGGGAAGGUGCCGCAGCUCAGCUGACCGUAAACAGCGAGAAGAUGGUUAUCGGCACGAUGCUGGUGAAGGAUAUCGUCCAGUCCCUGGCACAGUGA
This is a messenger RNA of Balearica regulorum gibbericeps (East African grey crowned-crane), 3223 nucleotides long. The record is from RefSeq and is a predicted model, not a curated record. Lineage: Eukaryota; Metazoa; Chordata; Aves; Gruiformes; Gruidae.